AUGAAGAUUCUAAACAUUCUAAAACGAAGAGGGCUUCCCUAUAUUUUUGUUAUUGUUUCCAUCUUCUUCUCUAUCUAUCAUCCUGAAUUCCCGCUUUCGUUUCAGGUGUGGGCAAGGACAAUUGAAGAUUCUCCUCAGGAUUCUGAUGUGAUUGUCGAAUUCUUUCACAUACCUGAGGCUUUCGAUAUGGAUUAUAAGGAAAUGGAGAGGAGUUUCAAGAUUUUUGUGUACCCAAAUAAUGCUACUCUUUGUGAAGAACCAAGGAAGCUUGACGGCGAGGAUGGGAAUGAAGGAGUGUUCUUUCAGAAUCUUUAUCAGAGUCGGUUUUUAACCAAAGAUACUGAGAAGGCUCAUCUUUUCCUCAUUCCCAGUUAUUGUCAUUCAUUGCCUGCUGAGGUAGAACUUUUAUGUGGUUUUAUUCACAUUGGUGUUCUUGUUGCUUUGAUAUGGUCUGGUUCUGAUAAGCGUAUAUAA
Messenger RNA from Dovyalis caffra, 474 nucleotides. NCBI's taxonomy places the organism in Eukaryota, Viridiplantae, Streptophyta, Magnoliopsida, Malpighiales, Salicaceae. The record is from the annotation of a GenBank genome assembly.